AUGACACCUACCAAAGUAUUUUUCUUUAUUAGAAGACUGGAAAAAAUUAUUGCUGAUGCACAAGAGUUUGAAACUCAAACAGAUGCUGAUGAUUUAUUAAAUGCAAACAAUAGCAUCUUUUUAAAUUGUGAUAUCUCAGUUUUUGCCUCUUCUCAGAAAUCAAGUAAAGAUCCUGAUGAUAAUGCUAGAAAUGCAGAAACAAAUCAAGAAGAUACAUCAUCAUUGACACAUACAAGUGAUAUUGCUAGGCUUGCAGGUGAUGAUAAAGUAAAUGAAGAUGUUGAAGUUUUAAACAGGUCUUUAUCUUUGAAAGUUGCAGAUGUACCUCAAGCAGAAACAACAGUAAUUUCAGUCACAGAAGCUGCAGUCAAACCUGGUCAAAGUACACAAGAAUUUGGAGAAGGAAUGCUAAAGGAAUUUCAGAGUACACAAGCAUCUCAAGGAACUGCUGCUUCGACAUCCAUUGAACCUGGUCCGUCAUGUAACAAGACACCCCUGGAAAUGCGGUUUUUUGUGAAUGAUCCAUUUAAUUUAUCAAGCCAAAUUAAAACGAAAAUAUUCCAUACCUUUUCUGCAUCAACCCAAGAAGAAUGGUGGACUUCUGUACCUACAGUGUCUAGUGAUGCAGAAGUUCAAAUGAUUGUGCAGCACAGUUCACAGUAUAGUUGGGAUUACAAAUGGCUGUGACAUACAGCACAGAAUUAUGCACUGCACUGUGUUGCUAUGUU
Stegodyphus dumicola is the source of this 728-nucleotide messenger RNA. RefSeq lists its product as uncharacterized. Gene Ontology annotation, cellular component: nuclear telomere cap complex; chromosome, telomeric region. Gene Ontology annotation, biological process: regulation of telomere maintenance via telomerase; telomere capping. The record is from RefSeq and is a predicted model, not a curated record. NCBI's taxonomy places the organism in Eukaryota, Metazoa, Arthropoda, Arachnida, Araneae, Eresidae. Gene Ontology annotation, molecular function: G-rich strand telomeric DNA binding; telomerase inhibitor activity.